Molecule: messenger RNA, 1994 nt
Organism: Triplophysa rosa
Lineage: Eukaryota; Metazoa; Chordata; Actinopteri; Cypriniformes; Nemacheilidae
Gene: itprip
Product: inositol 1,4,5-trisphosphate receptor interacting protein
Exons: 2
Coding region: 186-1805 (539 amino acids)
Cellular component (GO): membrane
Source: RefSeq, a predicted model, not a curated record
UGCUUAUAGAGGAAAAACGGCCACAUUGGUCACUUCCUUGUUGUAAAAAGAUCUUUUAUGGAACAGGAUAAGGAAAUGAAGGAAUAACGGUACACAGCGCUUUCUCUUUCGUCGGUUCAGUGUCAUUUUUAAACAAUGAGAAUCGCGGGUCUUUAACUCUUGGAGAGCUGGACGCACAGUAAAGAAUGCAGGGUGCUAUUGCCCGGGUUUGCGUGGUGGUAGCGGCUGCUAUUCUCAACCACCCACUCCUCUUCCCCAAUGAGAACACCACCAUCCCCGAGCAAGAUGAUGCACUCCUGGCCAGGAUGAGAGAGCACCAAGAAAACCUGGAGGCUGAACAGAAGCGCCUAGAACAGGAGAUCUAUAAAACUGAGAAGGCUUUGAUAAGUGUUGAGGAUUCGGAAAGUUAUAGCUGGUACUUUUGGAGUGCCCUCUGCCUUGUCAUUUUCUUCACAAUUGAGGUUUGCAGGCAGGAUAUAGUCCCUGCUGAAAUUCCUGACCCUGUUGAAGACGAGGAUGGAUAUUUCAGCGCUGGAUAUCUUAGUGCCAACGCUAUCACCUUAGAUAAAGGCGUCCUAAAUAACUUCUGCAAGACCCGCUUUCAUUCCUAUGCCCAUGAGAAUGGCAGAGUGCAGGAAUUUGUCGAAGGCUUUGCAGAUGACUUGCUAGAGGCUUUGAAAAGUGUUUGUGAUGGAGAGGCUGACAUGGAAGUCGAAGACUUUGUAGGCAUAGGCAGCAUGUUUGAAUCCUGGAGGGUAUGUAAGCCUCUAGCGUGCGACCUCAUUGUGCCCUUUACGGCCCCCCAGCCAUACAGGUUUCAGUUUGACGUCUGGUGUGACUCCGUCACUGACAUCCCGCUAGACCUGCAGGGAUGUGUAAGGAUUAAACUAAUACAGCCAAAUGGGAAAAACUGUGUUUGUGGCGCCGCCAAUCUCGGCGAUGAUAUGCUGUGUCUGCUUCACAACAUAAAUGACUUUGAGAAGACUGAUGAGCACGGGUUCGAGGAAGUCUUCUGUGUAAGGGACAAUGCUUAUUUGUCGAAAGCUCAAAUCAUGAGAUGGUUUCAGAUCUCGAUAACCAGAGCAUGGCGACACAUCUCUCAUAAGUAUGAGUUUGAACUGGCAUUUCAGAACCUGGACGUCCCCGGCGCGCUUAAAAUCAGAUUUAGGUCUGGAAAGACUGUUGUACUUAACGUUACGCCUGCUGUUCAGUUUGAAAACACUGAUGCAUACUUCAUCUCUCACUUCCCUUCUGAAACUAGUAACCCUUCAGACACUCACUGGCACCUCUCACUGACUGUUUAUGAAAGAAAUCUACUUAAACAUCUAGCUAAAAAACUACCUACAAAUUCCUGUCACAUCCACUGUCUUCAGAUAGUGUCUUUCUUGCACAAAAAGCAAACAGCUUUGACUGGGAAAAGCGCUCUUACAAAUUACCAUGUAAAGACUGCAGUCCUUCACCUCCUUUUGAGCAAACCUCAUUCAGUGUGGCAGACGCAACAUCUUGAUCACAGAUUACAAGAUUUGCUCAGUUUCCUGCAGAAAAGCGUGGAGGAGAAGAGACUCUAUCACGCUAUCGUUGGGAACCCUCGCGUCCCAGUCGAAAUUCAGAUCCCUGAACUAUUCCGCAGUGCAGAGCCAAUAAACCUGUUUAGACCUCUUGUGCUGCAAAGGCAAGUCUAUGCCAAAAUGGUGGAUCAUUUUCAAGAGAUGAUCAGAAAUACCUCGGUGCUUGUGCAGGAAUAUACCCCUCACUUCCCUAACGGUCACAUGGGCCAUAAACUCAGCUCAGCAACACAUAUGUAGGAGGGGAGUUGAUGCUUCUAUAAUCUGGCAUUGAGUACUUGUUACGUUUUGCACCUUAAUGUAAAUCGCAUGUUAAAGCACUGUUACUAAUGCUACUAUAAUAUUUGUGUUAUUUAUGGCAGCUGAUCGUAUGAUAUUUUAACAGGGAACCAUGGGUAAUUACAAACAAGAAUGUAAAUUAUAUACACA